CGUUCUAAAAACCUUCCUUUGAUCACUCAUCCUCAUCUUUCAUUGUCCACCGACCUUGCAAUGGCCGAGCUCCAGCCGAUCCACCACACCACAGCCCUCAACCAAAUCGCCAUUGACUACACUCCCGAUGCCUGCCUCCACUCUCCCGACUCCGGGGAGAUCCACGUCACCUACGACCACCGCCGCGGCGCCCGAUGGCGGUCCCCUUCCCGCUUCCUCUAUGGCACUUUUUCCGCACGCAUCCGUUGCCCUUCCGGCAACACCAGCGGCCUCAACUACAACAUCUACCUCUCCUCCCUCGAAGGCGACAAGAACCAAGACGAGAUCGACUUCGAGUUCCUCGGCAAGGACAACACCUCCGUCCAAACCAAUGUUUACACUGGCGGCGUUGGCGGUCGAGAGCAGAUCCAUCCACUGGGUUUCCACGCGUCGGAGGAUUUCCACGAUUAUGUGAUCCGAUGGACUCCAGAAGAGAUCGUGUGGCUCGUUGAUGGAUCGAUGGUGAGGCGGGAGGUGCGAAAGGAAGGAGAGCCGUGGCCAGAGAAGGCGAUGUUUCUGUACGCAUCUGUUUGGGAUGCGAGCGAUAUUGAUGAGGGGAAGUGGACCGGGAAGUAUGAGGGAAGCGACGCCCCGUAUGUCUGUGUUUAUAAGGAUGUGAGGGUGCCGAUUGGGAGUUUCAUGGUAGAGGAACAAGUUGCCGAGUAAUUGUUCCUCUUUCUCCUGCUUUGGUAUUUCUAUUUCCUCUGUAUCUGUUUCUGGUUUGUUUCAGUGUGUGGCUCUUUGGUUUCUCUGUCUUCUUUGUUCCUCGCGAACAAAUUCUAAGUUAUGCUGUGAGAUUAGUUAUGAAUUCCGAAGUCCAAAGCUCCUUUGGUUGUUUGGUUCAAUCUUAAAGGUAAAUGUAUGCUA
Dendrobium catenatum is the source of this 906-nucleotide messenger RNA. RefSeq names its product probable xyloglucan endotransglucosylase/hydrolase protein 27. Gene Ontology annotation, molecular function: hydrolase activity, hydrolyzing O-glycosyl compounds. The record is from RefSeq and is a predicted model, not a curated record. Gene Ontology annotation, biological process: carbohydrate metabolic process. The coding region runs from base 61 to 705 and encodes 214 amino acids. NCBI's taxonomy places the organism in Eukaryota, Viridiplantae, Streptophyta, Magnoliopsida, Asparagales, Orchidaceae. The transcript has a single exon.